This is a messenger RNA of Parnassius apollo (apollo), 303 nucleotides long. Lineage: Eukaryota; Metazoa; Arthropoda; Insecta; Lepidoptera; Papilionidae. The record is from the annotation of a GenBank genome assembly.
AUGUACGACAGAAAAGAAAACACUGCAUAUUACUUGCUUAAUGGGAAUAAAGAGAUCCGCGUCUGUAAAACUUUUCUGAUCAACACUCUGGGUAUCACACAACGGAUAAUACGGACUGUUAUCGACGGCAAAGCACGGAAUGAUGGCUUUACGCCACCUGAUCAACGAGGAAAACACGGAAAGCAAUGCAAAUUGCAACCUGAAGUUAUACAAGCAGUAAAGGACCAUAUCGAAUCAAUUCCAAAGGUUGAAAGUCAUUAUCUCAGGGCUAAUAUUAGCAGACAAUUCAUUGAUGGGGUUUGA